Malania oleifera is the source of this 6295-nucleotide messenger RNA. RefSeq lists its product as uncharacterized. Lineage: Eukaryota; Viridiplantae; Streptophyta; Magnoliopsida; Santalales; Ximeniaceae. The record is from RefSeq and is a predicted model, not a curated record. Bases 96 to 5276 code for a protein of 1726 amino acids. The transcript has 8 exons.
CUUCUUUUUCUUUUUUUCUCUCUCGGCCGGUUCGAUCCGUUCCUCUUUCUUCAGAACUUUCGGGCGAUUCAUUCUUUCAUGUUCCUGUUCGAAAAAUGUCCACGAUCGAGAAGCUCUUCGUUCAGAUAUUCGAGAGAAAGCAGUGGAUAAUCGACCAAGUCAAGCACCAAACGGAGUUGCACGAGCAACACCUCGCCUCCAAACUUCUCAUCGAAGGAUUCCGCCCUCCUCCAUGGCUCCUCAGCGCUGCGUUUCCCUCUCAAACUUCAGAUCCCAAAGAUUUGAAGAAAGAAGAGCUGAUCUCGGGAAUUCUGCUCACACAUCCACGACCUGCAGCCUCGUAUUCAGAUGUUCAGUGUUCUAUAUACAACAACCCAGUUGUUGCAGUUGCUACUGAGGAGUUUUCAGGUGGUUUAAUUGUGGGAAAAUGUGCCGCUAACAAUGAUCUCGAAGCAGAAGAUAUAUCAACAGUUGUGCCCCAAAGCCCUGUUGAUGAUAUUGGAGGUGCCUUUAAUGGCGUUCCAAAUCCAGAGACUAGUGCUAACUCUCCGCAACAUAGAACAGAUGCAAGCAUCUCUGAAAUCUGCCCUGAGCUUCAUCAAUCACUGGCAAGGAUGCAAAGGUCAAGGUCAAGACAAAGAGCUCUGGAGCUUCGCAGCAGUGCAAAAGCAGGAGUUAAGAGCCGUUCAAGUGAUUUAAAGAGCCCUAGUAUUGAUUCUAGAGGAAUCUCAGGGUCUAGAAUGUCCUUCCAGCAGCCUAACUAUGCUAUUGAGUCAGUGGGAUAUGCCAAACCUUCUGACAUCUCUAAUGAGAGCUGUGGAGCGAGGGAAGGAAAGAUAGUAGAUUGCCAGAGCAAGGAAGAAGAUGGCACACAUUCUGGUAGAAUUGCAAAAUCUGAAAGUUCUUGCAAGCAGCCCAAAAAUGAGAAGAAGAGCGUGAGAAUGGAUUGCUCUUCUGAUAUUGCCAGGGAAAGUGGUAUGCUAGAACAGUCUUUUGUUAAAUCAACGCAACAAGCAAACCGUACUGAUGAAAUGGCCAAUAUUUUUUAUAACAAUAAUGAAAGCUGUGGAGUGAGAGGGAAAAAAAAAAGAGAUUUCCAGAGCAAGGAAAAAGGAAACAGCAUCUAUGGUGGUGCAACUGCAAGAUCUAGGCAUUCUUACCUGAAUCCCAACUGUUUGGAUGAACAUUUGAGGCUGGAUAAAUCUGCUAUGGUUGAGGAAGGUGGCAAUGUCACUGAAAGUUCUGGAGUGAGAGAAGUGCAAAUUAAAGACUUCCAAGGCAAGGAAAAGAGCAAUAUUUAUUGUGGUCGAGUUACAAGAUCAAGAAGUUCUCACCAACAAUCUACUAGAGAGUUUCUGAAACUGCAUGAUUCUUUUAAUUGUGUCAAUGAUUUAUCUGAGUUAUCUUCCUCCAAUCCAACUUUGAAUCUGGACACCUCUCCUUUCACUGCCAAGGGAGAGGGUGUUACACUUGUACAGCCUGAAGGUGAAUCAGUGCAACUGUCUCAAACUUCAAAUUGUAUCGGGAAAGAUGUCCAUCCUCAGAACGCACUGACCACUCAAAUUUCUGCAGGAAGGUUUUCAUCAACUCCGAAGGGUUUAGACUUACAUUCAGUGCGUGAAGAAGAGCACCCGCCUGAGGGAAAUGUUUUGGAUGAUCAUGCUGGUGCAGAUAAAAGAUUACAAACUACUCAUAGUACAAAGAGCGUAUUAAAUCUAGACAACUUCAAUAUUUCAGAUUGUAGAGUUACUGAGUCUAUAUCUGCUGCACCUAGAAAAUCUCCCUUAGUAGAACCACAGAUCAGCUCUGAAGGAAAUGUCAUGGAAAAAGUGUCAGGUACGCAAGUAAAUGUCAUGCCUGGUCCAGACUCUCCAAAUGUUGUUCGGGAAAGAUUUACUGCAACUUCAGACUGUGACAUAAUUAUGCCCAAGCAACUUAAUUUUGAUGAUGCGGAAGACUGUAGUUUGAAUUAUUCUGAUACUGCAUUGGAAAAGAACAGACAGGACAGAACACUGGAGAUGAGACGACUUACCUUGUUGAAGCCUGCAGAAUCUCUGAAUGAACUAACACCUGGAAGCUGCCAUAAAAAAGGCCAUUUGUUGUCAGAGAAGUUAUCGCUCGAGGGGCAGGAAGUUUUGAGCGAACGAGAGGAGGCUUUGAGGGGAUUUGCUGAAGCCCAUGCACAGACGACAGAUGAAGCUGGGAUAAGUAAUUUAGGACGUGAUCUUUGCAUUGAUUCAUUUGCAAGAACUUCAAAUUUAUUUGCUGUGUCAUCAGUGAAAGAAGCAUCUGAUGUGCAAGAAGACGUGACACUUCAUAUGUCACUAGAAUUUGACAAAAGCUCAGAACGGACUUCUUUGAUAGAUCAUUCACCUAAUUUACAUGUUGCUAGAAACAAUUCGUUGGGAAGCCUGCCAGAAAAAGUAAUGGAUUCCAUUUUAUCUAAUGUAGAUGAAGAUAGAAGGAUUGAUUUUUCUUCUGAACAGAAUUCUGGGGAGCUUGAUGGAACUUGUACUGCACAAAGUGUUUCAGAAGUCAUUGAACUUGAGAACCGUGGUGGUCCUAAAAAACCAGCUGACUCUGAUUUUGACAAGGUUAUUGAAUCUGACAUUAUUAUUGUUCCACCUGUAUCUUCGGGAGAUCUUGCAGCAAAGAUUCCUAUUGCAUUUGUGGAUGAGAUGAGGGGUAAUGUUGCUGAGCAGAAAAUGACAUUGGGCAUUGCACCAUAUGAAAAAGAAAAUGAAGUAACAACUGACUUCUUUGGGACCUAUAUUUGCAAUGGUAAGGAUGUUGCAUGUUCUGAACCAAGUGAUUCUCAUAUUGCAGAGAAAUCCAUACGAGUAGGAAGAAUGUUGAGCACUGAAAUGGAUGGUUCAUGGCCUCAGUAUAAGCGGAGAAGGAUUGAAGGUCAACUAACUAAUUUCUUUUCCGCUUCCCAGAGCUCGAGGGUAAAACGGCAUCAGAGUAUUCUCGGGGAUGUGGCAAAUAGAUACUUGAACAGUGUAGUAGGCAAUUCAGAGGCUUUUCCGAAUUCGCAGAACUAUCCUCUUUCUAAUGAGGUGGAUGUUUCACAAUUAAAUGUCAAUCAGAGAACCAGUUUAGGAAUUCAUCAGAACAUAACAUGCCACAUGAAUGAAGGUUUUGAAUAUUUUCCUGAGCUGCCAGAAGAGGAUGGAUUUGGUGUGGAAGGGAUACAUAAAAGUGUAAAUUUGACCAAUCAGGCAGCUGGAGAUUCUCAGGUUUGCUUGGAGCAAGUGAGACAGGAAGAUCCAACUAGCACUAUUCGUGGUGUAAGAAGACAGUUUGCUGCAGGUGGUAUCCAAGAUUUGUUGCAUUCUGAAGAUCAACUUAAUCUUGGAAGUGAAGAGUUGUCUUCUGCUGAAAUAAUUUCCCACAUGAGAGAAGAUGACUUAUUUUCGAACUGUUCGGUUGGGUCUCCUAAUAACUCACACGUGGACUUGACCAGUGUUGAUCAAAGCAUGCCUGUAUUUGAGGGUUUUGUUAUGCACAUGGAGAAUGGACAGCCAUGUAUUGUAAGAGACGAGAUCAGCUUUGAUGAAUUGAACCUUCCAAAUUCUGCAAUAGAACGUGCUACUGUUCUGGAGCAGCUUUGCAGAUCAGCUAGCAUGCAGACCCCAUUAUCCCAUUUUUCCAAUACAUACGGGUUUCAUAGAAUGCCAGAUGUAUGCCAGUCUGUUCCAAAUGGGCUUCUAGAGCACAAGGACAUGGGAAAAACCCUUCAUUUAAAUGGUGAUUCUGAUAAGCAAAUUGAGGAAUGUCAUGGUUGCCUGAAUGGGGAGGUUUGUUCUUUUCAUGGGAGGUCAAAAUCUUGCAAACCAUUUUCUAGUGCCCGAUUUGUUUGGGAUACCAGCAAACCUUAUUCAUCUCCUGCUGGAAAGCUAUGGGAAGGAAUCACAUUUAAAUCUGGCAGUUCAGGGAAGCGAGGAAGCUUAAAUCCAGAGCUUGCCUGCUUCACAAUCAGGGAAGAAGAAACUGGGAAUACAGAUGAGGUUGUUGAUACAUUCCAACAAGAGAACGGUGGACUGGAUAUGGAAAACACUACCAAAAUAAAAUCACUUACUGACAUUAAACAAGAAUGCGCAAACCCUCCUGCAUUGAUUUCUGCAGCCGAGAUAUUCCCUGAUAGAGUUAGUCUCGAUUCUGUCAGUACUGAAAUCAGUUUCACUGGAACUCAUAAUGGGGUCAAGCAGAAGCUUCGAAACCACUACAGAGGCAAGAAAAGAUGUACAAAUGAGGGCAAAGAAAACCUGAAUUUUUCUGCCAGUACAAAUGGUGUUAAGAAGGUGACUGCAUCUCUUCGUGCGAGGGUUAGUAAGAAAAAAUUAUCGCAAAAAACUAGUUUGAGAAACAAAGGCCCAAGUUUGUUAGAAAGGGACUCUAAAUGUAACAACAUAGUGUCCAAUAUCGCUUCCUUUAUUCCGCUUGUUCAGCAAAAACAGGCUGCUGCUGUUGUUACAGGGAAGAGGGACAUCAAAGUGAAGGCUCUGGAGGCUGCUGAGGCUGCAAAACGCCUUGAAGAAAAAAGAGAGAAUGAACGUAAGAUGAAGAAGGAAGCAUUGAAGCUUGAGCGAUCAAGAUUGGAGCAAGAAAAGCAAUUGGAACAAAUCAAGAAAAAGAAAGAAGUGGAACGAAAGAAAAAAGAAGCUGAUAUGGCAGCGAAGAAAAGACUGAGGGAAGAUGAAGAAAGGAAAGAGAAGGGAAGAAAAAGAAAAUGCAUCGAAGAAGCACGGAGACGCCAGAGAGAAGAUACGGAGAAACUGCCUGCUGACAAAGGGGAGAGCCAAACCAUGGAUGAGGUACAACACGAAAGGAAGGAAUCAGACAAUGAAAUAGGCAAGCAAGAGAAUGCUGAAAAAGAAAGGUUUGAAGACACUGUUGGGAGAAUGCCAGAUUCUGACCUGAACCUAAGACAGUUGUCUAUAAGUGAUGCUGCAAGAGGAAGUUUUGUGAUUGAACAUUGUGGUGAUAUUGAAAAGGUAAUGAGCAACUUGGAGAAAACAAUUCCAAAUGAUACCACCAUUGUUAAUACAAUUCGAGAACAAUCAUAUGAGAUUUCCCCUUAUCAAAGCUCAGAGGAUGAAGAGGAAGAAGAGGAUGAUGUGCCAAAUGAAAAAUUUAUCCCUUCAUGGUCCAGUGAAAGUAGCCUGGCUCAGGCUGUAUACUGCCAGCAAAGAGUAGACCCUGAUGUGAUAUUCCCUAUAGAAAGCUUUUGCCCUAUUUCUGAAGUUUUGUCUCAAAAACAACGGCUAGCAUGACUGGAAUUAGUUGGAUGUGUUGCCUGCAUUCCAUGAAAUCAAGAAUAUUUCGUCGGGCAUGACACUGUUAAGUCAGGGUAAUCUCUCUCUCUCUCUCUCUCUCUCACACACACACACACACACACAAUAAUGGAUAUCCCCUGCUGGCUCAGUUAACUUGAUAGCAUUAUGUGUUAGGGAUGCAUCAACGUUUAGUCCAAAUAAGUUUUAGGAAAACAAAAUGAAAUAUACCAUGUCUGAUCGAAAAUUUGUUAUAAGUACCAUCAUGAUAAUCGGGUUGUUACUUGACUGUAAAAUUUGCCAAAAUGACUUAUGGAGGAGUGAUAGUUGAUUACCUCAGAUACCUAAUUUUUAGUAUGUGCAUGUGAGCAUAAAAUGCAUGUUGGUUUUCUUUGCUGAAGUAACGGAUUUUUUCUUUUGUUGCAAUUUCCUGAAGAACAUUUUUGGAUGAAUUCAUUAGAAUGAAACUUCUUGGUGAUAGAAGUUCCUUCCCGGCUCCUGUAUAUACCUGUUGUACCAUUAGAUUUCUUUUCUCAAAUGGAGCAGAGUUCACAAGACUGACGGCCACUGGUUAGAUAUUCUUUUUCAAAUCAAGUAAAGGUUGAAAGUUCGACCGCCAACAGGGAGUGCCUUUCUGCUGCCGUGCUGUUUAUUGUUGUUUCCAUUGGAUUAGAGGGAGUAGAAAUGACAAACUAACUGCAGCUCAAAAUUUUGAGACAAGAAUUCAAGAACAAAUUGGUGAUAAAACAGCCCUUUGAAGAUGCAUCUUUGUUUUUUUAUCAACCGUUAGCUGCUUUGUUGUGCAGCAUGUUGUAAAAUUGAUUCGAUUACAAAUUCGAAAGUUGUAUGAUAUUCUUGAAAUGGUUUAAGCUCGUCUAAAAGCACAAAUUCUAGGGUGUGCCUCGAAUAAUGGUAUGAAUUUAUGCCUAUUAACCUCUAUUGAAUCCAUCUGUAUCGCAGAAGUCUGAACAGUUUAGGUGAAGUUCGAACACCCUUGAACUUGAUUCAGUCUUGCAAUA